Chelmon rostratus (copperband butterflyfish) is the source of this 456-nucleotide messenger RNA. RefSeq names its product ladderlectin-like. The transcript has 5 exons. The record is from RefSeq and is a predicted model, not a curated record. The coding region runs from base 1 to 456 and encodes 151 amino acids. NCBI's taxonomy places the organism in Eukaryota, Metazoa, Chordata, Actinopteri, Chaetodontiformes, Chaetodontidae.
AUGGCUACUCUACCGAUCCUCUCUGUUAUCCUCUGUGCUGCUCUGUCUGUUGGGGCUGCAACAGCUCGUUUUGAUUUUUGCCUUGAUGGUUGGCUUAGUUUCCGUGGUGACUGCUACUUCUUAGCCAACUUUGCUGAUACCUGGAGAAAUGCUGAGACAUUCUGUUCUCACUAUGAUGCCAAUCUUGCCUCGGUCCACAACAUCUGGCAGUAUAAUUUCCUCCAGCGUAUGGCCAAGACUGGUGGUCACACUUUUACCUGGAUUGGAGGUUUCUACUUCCAGGAUGACUGGAGAUGGAUAGAUGGCUCAGUGUUUGGCUAUCACAACUGGGAAACAGCAGCAUCCAUUGACCAGUACCAGUGCCUACAGCUAAACUCUCAAGGAUCCAAGGGCUGGUCCAAUCAUGGUUGCAGCAUGCACUUCCCAUUCAUCUGUCAGGCGAGGCCAAACUGCUAG